AUGUGGAACUACGACCAACUCCCGUCGCUGACUGGCAAAAAUAUCAUCAUCACUGGCGCCUCUGCUGGCCUUGGACUCGCCUCUGCCAUCGAGCUGGCCACGAAGGGCGCAACUAUCUUCCUAUGUGUUCGCUCGCAAGCCCGUGGAGAUGAAGCCUUACAAAAGAUUCGGGCCGCAACGGAUAAGGGUGUUCUCGAGUUGGCAAUUUUUGAUCAAGCCGACUUGAAGAGUAUUGAAACUUUUGCAAUCAGCUUCAAAGCUCGAGGCAUCCCUCUCGACGUGUUGCUCUGUAAUGCCGGCAUUGCUCUAGUACCCUUCGAGUUAAUAGAAGGUGUAGAACGUCACUUAUUUAUCAACCACAUCAGCCAUAUGUAUCUGGUCUACUUGCUCGCCCCGCUUUUAAAAUCCACUCCCAAGAGCCGUCUCGUUAUGGUAUCAGCCCGGGCAAUCGACGUUCUCAGGAAGGUCCCAGUCUGGGAAACAGACAACACCGAGGCUAGCAAAUACUCGCCGAUCUUUGCCUAUGCACAUUCCAAACUGGCCAACAUUGCCUUUGCCAAUGCCAUGCAAGAGAAGCUGGGUGCAGGGGUAUUCGUCAACUCUAUCGACCCGGGUCCGGUUGUCACUAACAUCUUGGCCGGGGUUGCAAAGGGAUGGCUCUCCGUCGCCACGCACUUAGCCACAGCCCUCCUUGGAGUUAGUGCUCGGGAUGGUGCCGUUAAUCAGGUCUACUGCUCUGCUGCUACGGAAAUAGAGACUCUCAAUGUGCAUGCCACAUACUUUACCGGCCGACUUAAAGCUAAGGCAGUCAAACUGGCAAAUGAUCCUAAACUGAUAGACUCACUCUUCAACUACUCUGAGGCCGUUAUCAAACGAGUCACUGGCGCGGAGCUACCAACAUUUUAA
Molecule: messenger RNA, 906 nt
Organism: Synchytrium microbalum
Lineage: Eukaryota; Fungi; Chytridiomycota; Chytridiomycetes; Synchytriales; Synchytriaceae
Exons: 5
Coding region: 1-906 (301 amino acids)
Source: RefSeq, a predicted model, not a curated record